GGUAUUGUAGCAGAGGGAGCACAGAAUUUCAGAUUCUCUGAUUCUCCUGCUGCUAACGUUUAAAUCGACAGUUAGGGAAACCGUAGUUACACGGCCACACGAUGUCAAAGGAGAUCCUCAACGGCACAUCGGUGGAGAUGAAGGAGGGCGUCAGUAACGAGGGGUUCCAAGUAGAUGAUGAGGAGACUGUUGAUGAAGAUAAAUUACAAGGCGAACGAAGUUCGUCCGUGGUCCUGUCGCCGAAUGAAGAGGACAGCGCCUACAGACAGAUCAAACCGUACGCCGGCAUGCCUAAAGAAGUUCUGCUACUGUAUUCGAACCAGGCCCGGUAUCGUCUUCCCCGGGAGAUCCUGUUUUGGUUAGUGAUGGCGUCCACGGUCGCGCUGGUGGCCUUGACCAUCACGGUAAUUGCUAUGUCGCCGGCUUGCCUCAGUUGGUGGCAGUCGUCCGCAGUGUACCAGAUUUACCCACGUUCCUUCAAGGACUCGGACAAUGACGGCGUCGGAGAUCUAAAAGGUAUCAGAGAGAAGCUGGAUCACUUUGAUUACCUCAACAUCAAAGCCAUCUGGAUCAGCCCCUUCUACAAGUCGCCCAUGAAGGACUUUGGGUAUGACAUCGAGGACUUCCGGGAAAUCGACCCUCUGUUUGGGACCAUGAAGGACUUUGAGGACCUUCUCAACGCCAUGCACGAUAAAGGGCUGAAGUUGAUCAUGGACUUCAUCCCCAAUCACACCAGCGACAAGCACAAGUGGUUCCUGCUCAGCCAAAACCGCACCAGCGGCUACGAGGACUACUACAUCUGGGCCAACUGCACACCCUUCGCACCGCCAAACAACUGGGUGAGCGUGUUCGGGAACUCCUCCUGGACGUACGAUGAGGCGCGGGGCCAGUGCUACCUGCACCAGUUCCUCAAGGAGCAGCCCGACCUCAACUUCCGCAACCCGCUCGUCCGGCAGGAAAUGAAAGCGAUCAUGCAGUUCUGGCUGGACAAGGGCGUGGAUGGGUUCCGCAUGGACGCCGUCAAACACAUGCUGGAGGCCGCACACCUGAGGAACGAGCCCCAGGUGGACCCCGACAUGCCCCCGGAGGACGUGAAUUCAGAGUUCGACCUGUACCAUGACUACACCACCUCCCAGCUGGGCCUGCACGACAUCCUGCGGAACUGGAGGGUGGAGAUGGACCGCUACAGCAGGGAGCCGGGCCGAUACAGGUUCAUGGUGACCGAGUCCUACGACUACGAGGAGAUUGAGAAGACCAUGAUGUACUACGGGACGGAAACCGUCAAAGAAAGCGACUUCCCCUUCAACUUUUACCUCAUCGACCUUCCCCAGCAACUGUCUGGAGAAGGUGCCUUCAGCCUAGUCAACCGCUGGAUGACCAACAUGCCCAAGGGCAAGUGGGCCAACUGGGUGGUGGGGAAUCACGACAAGCCGCGCAUCGCCUCCAGUGCGGGGCGGGCGUACACGCGUGUCAUCAACAUGCUGCUGCUCACGCUGCCUGGCACGCCCACCACGUACUACGGCGAGGAGAUCGGCAUGGAGAACGUCAACGUGACCGAGAUCCAGGACCCGUUCGGCAAGUUCAACCCGAACGCGAGCAGGGACCCUCAGAGGUCGCCCAUGCAGUGGAACGCGGAGCCGUACGCCGGGUUCAGCCGGAACGAGACCUGGCUUCCCAUCCACCCCGACUACGCCACCGUCAAUGUGGAGGUCCAGCAGACGGAGAGCGGGUCGGUUCUGGAGCAGUACCGGACCCUGAGUCUGCUGCGGCAGUCGGAGCUGGCGCUGCACCGAGGCUGGGCCUGCUUCCUGUACCGAGACGCCCACGUCCUGGCCUUCGCCCGGGAACUCGACGGGCACCCCCGGGCCUUCCUGGUGCUGCUCAACUUCGGGGGCGCCGCGGUGACGGACCUCUCCGGGGUGUCCGAGCUGCCCGACGGGCUGACGGUCCGCGUGGGCACCCGGGGCAGGGCGGGGGAGCGCGUGCGGAAGGGCCAGAUCCCGACGGAGCCCGGGGAGGGGCUGGUGCUGGAGUACUCCUCCGACGUGCGGCUGCACCCCAACCACGCCUCCAAAUGCUACAUCUCCCACAAGGCCUGCUACCUGAGCGCUCUGGACAUCCUGUACAAGUGCUGAGUUCAGCGCUGGGGGGUGGGGGGGCUCCCGAAUGUGUCUGCAUCCCGCGCGUCUCCAAUCCAGCCGUUCCAUACGUGUUGUUCGUCUGAAUGUUUUUAAUUAAAGAUUUGCACAUUUUCAUA
Molecule: messenger RNA, 2257 nt
Organism: Conger conger (European conger)
Lineage: Eukaryota; Metazoa; Chordata; Actinopteri; Anguilliformes; Congridae
Gene: slc3a1
Product: solute carrier family 3 member 1
Exons: 10
Coding region: 102-2135 (677 amino acids)
Biological process (GO): amino acid transport; carbohydrate metabolic process
Source: RefSeq, a predicted model, not a curated record